This is a messenger RNA of Penicillium canariense, 3150 nucleotides long. Its product is annotated as ATP-binding protein. Gene Ontology annotation, molecular function: ATP hydrolysis activity; ATP binding. The record is from RefSeq and is a predicted model, not a curated record. Lineage: Eukaryota; Fungi; Ascomycota; Eurotiomycetes; Eurotiales; Aspergillaceae. Bases 1 to 3150 code for a protein of 1049 amino acids. The transcript has 4 exons.
AUGUCUCAACCUUCGCAUAUUCCUUCAGGUUUCCUGCCCAAUCCCUUCUUCAGCCUCGUUAGGCCUCCCCCUCGAGCCUCGCCGUCCCAGAGCUCUGUCGCUGACAGUCAGGGACAAGAAGAAGAAGAAGAAGAAGAAGAAGAAGAAGAAGAAGAAGAAGGAUCAACUGUUUCGUCAGGCUAUUACUACGACGAAGAGUCAGAGGGAGAAAGAUCAAACGCGCCGUUAGACUAUUACUACGAGGAAGACGAAGGCGCAGAAGAGGACCAAGAAGGAUCGGAAGCGUCCGGUCGCCCUAAUUCGCCCCCUUAUAACGACGAACAAGGCGAAGGCGAGUUUCCAUCAGAUAGUCUUCAGGGCACGUUCGGUUUCCUACAAGCUCAAUCUCUCGAACCCCAAGAAUUUAGUCACGACGUCGAUUUUUGGUUUGAUCCAGACAACCUAAGAAGCAAUCCACUAUCUUUCUGGAAACAUACCACUAUAUCCGAGGAUCGAACGACCGAAAGUGGCUGGAGCCAAAGACAACUUGCAGGCGUUCUUCCGCAGAUUGCUCGACCUCUUCGCGGCCAACAGAGGACUUCGACAGCAGAGUCAGAGCCAGAGCCACAGCCGGUACCGAAUCCGCUCCAAGACGUACAAUUCCCUGAAGCCGCGGCUUUCAGACUUGAUUUUAGUGCCCUGGACAACCCAGACAUUCUAGAGAAUUUCGAUUUCGACACCUUCUUGAACACCGACCUAGACACUGGAUUCACCUUUGACCCGAAUACAGCUUAUUCAGGUCCGAGGGAAGAGUUGCAUUCAAUGAGCUCACAUCGCCUAGGCCGACAAUGGCACAAAGAUUCUCAUCAUGAGCGUCAAGAAUCACUUCUAGAUGAGCGCCCAGCUAGUGAACUCAGGUCAGGCGCAGCUUCAGAUCUCAAUACAGCCCGCUUAGUUAAGGCACCAUUUUCUGCUAGUAGCGAGGUUCUCAACGGUCGCCCCGAACCUGUGCCCAGAGAACUGCUGAGAACGUUUUCCGGUGAUACUAUCAACAAGGAGGGAAAUGGGGAUUCAGAAUCACUAUUGCAUUACAAACAGCUAAUAGACCGCAUUAAGGCUCUCGAACAAGAGAACGCAUUGUUGAAGAGCUGGAUUGAUCCGGAUUCGAUCCAUGAAGGACGACCCUUUUGCCAAGUUGUUCAUCGAAUCAAAUGGGACGAUAAGAUCUUCUUCAAGCCACCCAUGUGGAUUCGAGAGCAUGACAAUCGUUAUUAUCUGCGAGGAAGCUCUCUCUCAAUGAAGGGAGCCCAUUUCCUGCAGCAGAGCAGCAAUCUCGCCUUUGUUGUCUAUAAAACUUAUGCUCCCGAGGCAGUGGAUGGCCCCGUGAAAGUAACAGGCAAAGAACCGGAACUUCCACCUCUUCCCAAGCCUGAAGCUGAAACGGUCCUCUUCGCCUCAAAGGAGAUGAGACUUGCCGUCCAGGCUUACUUGGACAGACAAUCGAAUUUCAAAAAUCUUUUCCCUUCUUUUGAUAUUGCAACAGAAAUCCCCUCGCCUUACCUCUUCUGGUAUUGCUUUCGAUUAUCGUAUGACUCGGUCCUACAAACGCUUCCAUCUCCUCAAAGAUCUCUCAUGAAGCUGUUCGCGGAUUGGGUGAGCAUACAUUACGGAGCGGAAUAUGAACACACGGAUAGCCAGAUUGCACGGGGAGUCACUUCUUGCCAGUCGAUGAAAUACCUUGUCAGACCAGGCGACCCGCUCGUUUUCCAGGGGAAUCAGGGGAGAGGCCUACCCCAAGCAUACCAGGCUACAUCUUGGGUGAGUAUAAAGCCCACAUAUAGGGGCUACCAUGCCAAAACGGAAGGGGAAUUUGACAAGACCUGGGAAGUGUCAGCCUGGUCAUAUGAGUUCGAUGGGGUCUUCCAUCAGAAGCCCGUCACUCUCGAGAUAAAACUUGAUGUCAAAGAUCCCAACGAGGAGGUAGCAUUAAGCUCACUGGAGGUGACACCCCUGGAUUACACCAGUCCUGAGAUGCGAGAGAAGCUUGAGCGUCGGGGAAAGACAUAUUGGGCAUGUCGCAAAAAGAAGUUCAUCUCUUAUAGUGGAGAGGAUGACAUCGAUUCGCUCAAUAACAAUAGCGAAAGGUUCAUGAUCGACUUUCCGACCUAUAGGCAACUCCAUCCUCCUGAGUCAAAGCCGUCAUCCACAACAAAUCGCACAGAGAUCCCCCGUGAGCGAAUGGACGACGAUGAACCACCCACAACGCCCGAGAUAUUCUUCUUCCCGUCACGCAUUGUGGGAUUCAACCUCCGCCGCAAGAAAUGGGUCAAUCUAGAAGUCGACCUCAUUAAGGAAGUUGAAUGGAACAAAAAGGCCUUUGAAAACCUCGUCAUCGAUGAGAAAACCAAAGAGCUCGUUCAAGCCUUGAUAACAAAUCGCCUAGAAGCCGAACAGGGAACAGACAUGAUCGACGACAAGGGAAACGGGCUGACAAUCCUCUUACAUGGCGGACCGGGUACUGGCAAGACAUUCACUGCUGAAAGCGUCGCUGAAUUAGCUGAAAAGCCACUAUACCGUGUAACCUGCGGCGACAUCGGUACACAGCCCGAGAACGUCGAACACUACCUCGAAUCCGCCCUCCACCUGGGUAAAAUCUGGGACUGCAUUGUCCUGCUCGACGAGGCUGAUGUGUUCCUACAAGAGCGCACCCUAUCAGACCUCCAGCGCAACGCGCUCGUAACAGUUUUCCUCCGCGUACUCGAAUACUACGACGGUAUCUUAAUUCUAACCUCCAACCGCGUCGGAACCUUCGAUGAAGCGUUCAAGUCCCGAAUCCAAGUCUCACUGCACUACCCCAACCUCAACCGCUCGCAGCGGUUCAAGAUCUGGCGUAAUCUGUUUAACCGGCUCAAGCGGCUGGAGCAGCCGUACAUCGACUUUGACGAUGUCGAGUGCUAUAUUAGCGAGUUGGCGGAUCAGGAGAUGAACGGCCGGGAGAUUCGAAAUGCUAUCACGACAAGUCGGCAGUUGGCUAAGUUCAAGGGGAAGAGUAUGUCGCAUGCGGACUUGCAGCAUGUACUGGAUGUUUCGGGGAGGUUUGAUAAGUAUCUUUGUAGUUUGAAGGAGGGGUUUACGGAUGAUGAUAUUGCUAGGGACUCUGGACUUCGAUGA